AAAUGACAAACGCGAUGAGGUCAUCAAGACCAGUAGUAGCACUGGGUCAGAGUCUAUCCAAUCUAAUCCCCAGGCCACUAUUGGCCCAUCCCGUCUCUGUCUUAACUCGCCCCCAAUCUCAGCCAUUACUCUCUCGCCCACAAACCUUCAGCUCAACAGCACCAGAGGGGAGAGACUUCUGAAUCUUCCGACUCCUCCUGCAGCACGCUUCCGCCAUGGCGUUCCCAGUCGUUGACGCCGAUUACCUCAAGGAGAUCGACAAGGCCCGCCGCGAUCUCCGCGCUCUCAUCGCCUACAAGAACUGCGCCCCGAUAAUGCUCCGUCUGGCUUGGCACGACGCCGGGACGUACGAUAAGAGCACCAAGACCGGCGGCCCGAAUGGCUCCAUAAGGAACGAUGAGGAGUUGGCUCACGGUGCCAAUAGCGGCCUGAAAAUCGCCCUUAGUUUCUGUGGUCAGGAAGUGAAGGCCAAGCGUCCGAAGAUUACUUACGCCGACCUGUUUCAGCUUGCUGGUGUUGUUGCAGUUGAGGUAACUGGAGGUCCAACCAUUGACUUUGUCCCCGGUAGGAAGGAUUCAAAAGUUUCCCCCAAGGAAGGGCGACUUCCGGACGCCAAACAAGGCUCGCCGCAUUUGAAGGAUGUAUUCUACAGGAUGGGUCUCUCUGACAAGGAAAUUGUGGCACUAUCAGGUGGCCAUACUCUGGGAAGGGCACAUCCAGAGAGGUCAGGCUUCGAUGGCCCUUGGACCAAGGAGCCAUUGAAGUUUGAUAACUCAUACUUCGUGGAGCUGCUGAAAGGUGAGACUGAAGGACUAUUGAAACUUCCAACUGACAAUGCCUUGUUGGAUGAUCCUGCUUUCCGUCCCUUUGUUGAGCUCUAUGCAAAGGUGGCCAUACUCUGGGAAGGGCACAUCCAGAGAGGUCAGGCUUCGAUGGCCCUUGGACCAAGGAAGCCAUUGAAGUUUGAUAACUCAUACUUCGUGGAGCUGCUGAAAGGUGAGACUGAAGGACUAUUGAAACUUCCAACUGACAAUGCCUUGUUGGAUGAUCCUGCUUUCCGUCCCUUUGUUGAGCUCUAUGCAAAGGACGAGGAUGCUUUCUUCAAGGACUAUGCAGCGGCACACAAGAGACUCUCCGAACUAGGCUUCACCCCAGCCUCCUCGGCUUCCAAGGCAACGGCCAAAGACGGCACCGUUCUGGCCCAAAGCGCUGUCGGAGUAAUUGUUGCUGCUGCAGUGGUGAUCUUGAGCUACCUGUACGAAGUCCGCAAGAGAGGCUGAUAAUAAAAUAUAAGUAGACCGACCGACCGACCGACCGACCAGCUAGAACAGGCCUUUUCCAUUACACUAAUAAUUCCUAUCCUAGCUACACGUUUCUUUACCUGAUAUGUGACUCAAAUAAACUCCGUAUUCUCUCCGGUAGCUUCAUAUUCAAGCCCCAAGUUGAAUUGAAUCACAUGCAGAUGCAAUGCACUUUGGGUUUUCAACUGUCUUUGUAUAAAUAUCCAGAAAGAACAACUGGCAAGCAGAAUCACAACUCGGACUCGGAGCGUGUAUCUGUCAAUGCCGCUACCUAAUUCCCAUGUGGGUGAAACCGCAACUCCCUCUGUGUAGGCUGUAGAUUGCAGGACCGCGCAUUACCUAACCUUGUUUAGCAUGGUGGCAAUAAUAAGUUGCAGUCGGAUGGUGCCGUUUGUGAUCUCAUCAUGCUUGCAUUUAUUUAUAUUUGUAAAAAUGCUUCUGAGAUUCUCAGCAAAGAAAAUAACAAAAGUGUAUUCGAGUGCAGCUAACCAUUGUGCAGUCUAUAAUCUCAACUAGUGGAUGUGUACAUUAAUAUAGUUAGCUAAAUUUUGUUUAAUACAAUGUAGGUAGUACUGGUACGUGUGAUUAAUGCAUUUAUAGUACCUCAUGUUCUCGUAG
Messenger RNA from Linum tenue, 1919 nucleotides. Lineage: Eukaryota; Viridiplantae; Streptophyta; Magnoliopsida; Malpighiales; Linaceae. The record is from the annotation of a GenBank genome assembly.